Columba livia (rock pigeon) is the source of this 7672-nucleotide messenger RNA. It is a transcript of the gene CRACD, whose product is annotated as capping protein inhibiting regulator of actin dynamics. The record is from RefSeq and is a predicted model, not a curated record. The transcript has 13 exons. Gene Ontology annotation, biological process: maintenance of gastrointestinal epithelium; negative regulation of barbed-end actin filament capping. The coding region runs from base 563 to 5005 and encodes 1480 amino acids. NCBI's taxonomy places the organism in Eukaryota, Metazoa, Chordata, Aves, Columbiformes, Columbidae.
CCGGCGCUCCCCAUCCCUCCGCAUCCCGAGCCCGGCCCUCGGGCGGCGGCAGCGCGCUGCCUUCGCUCAGCGCUCGCCGUGACUCGGGGGCGUUCGCUGUCGUGCGUGGGGGUGUGCCCGUGUCCCUGCCGCUUUGUGUCGCCCAUCCGAGGCGGUUUUUGCUACAUGUGGCAUUUCGCUUGUUAACGCCAACGACGAGCGAUCGUGGUGGUGUGUGAGGCGGGCGGCAGGCGGAUGCCCAGGGAGGACAGCCGAAGAAAUAGCACAUUGGUUCCUCUGCUGGUGCUUGGGCAGAAAGUGUGAGAGAUCUAAAGACCAGGUGGCGUGGGAGGAAGCUGAGAUCCAAGUGACAUAGGGAAGAGGAGAGCUGGAGAUCAGAGGCAGUCUGGGAGAAGAAUGCUAACCACUGGUCCCUAGCAGUGUAUCCUGAUUUCUGAUCAUUUAAAGAAAAAUUCCCAUUUCAGAGAGCAAGCAAGAUUGUGAAAGUAGAGACUACCACACCCCAUCUUCAAAAAAGAAGAUCAAGUCUGGAGUUUCUCUGCCUUCGUCUGAAAUUGUAGGCAUGAUCAAUUUGUUUAAGAGACCUUACAAGAAAAAAGCAGGCAAGUUCCAGCCUUUCAAGAAGCUGUUUGGCAAAAGGAAGAAACGAGAGCCCGCGUCAGAGUGCGAGGAAGGCAAACUCAAGCCCAGCCACUCCUUUGGCAACGUCUGCAACGGCACCUUCUCCUCCGAUGAGGAGCCCAAUGGUGGUCUGAGGUCCUCCCAUUAUUCUAUGGGCAGUCGAGCUUUUUCCCAUGACAGUAUUUUUAUACCUGAUGGGAGAACAGAGAGUGAACAGGCCAUCCAAGCAAUGUCACAGGAGAACGUUUUAGGAAAAGUCAAAACUCUUCAGCAACAGUUGGCCAAGAAUAUAAAAUUUGGGCAGCCUCCACAAAUGACAGUUUCUGUGAGGACAAUGGGGGAGGCAAAUGCCAGUAUAGAAGAGGACGUCUUGUUCAGUAGCCCCAUGGAGAUUGAGACUCAGCAGGACACAGCGAUCCCAGGCAGUGGUAAUAAAUCCACUGACACUCCAGAUUUCUUGAGAACAAUGAACUUGCCUGGAACAGGACAUGAAGUGGAAGAAAAGGUCACUCUAGUCAAAUCAUCUCGUCCAAAGAGACAAUUCUCCUGUUCUGGCACAAUUGAAACAAUCAAUCUGGAUGCAGUUCCCCAGGCUGUUGCUCGUCUAGACAACAGUGCAGCUAAGCACAAGCUGUCAGUGAAGCCAAAAAAGCAGAGGAUGUCAAGAAAGCACAAGAGGUUAACAAAGGGAUCACAAAGUUUAACAAUAACAGAAUUUGAGCCAGACGACCUAGAAACUGAGCUGUAUGGAGACAGAUAUCCAGGUUAUAAUGGACACAUCAUAGCAGACAAGCUAAUCCAGAACAGAGAUGAGCACAAACAGCUUCAGCUGGCAGAGGAGAAAAGAAUUGAAGAUCACUGGGGGAUCUUAGAGGCUGAAAGGAUAAGACAGAUUGUGGAAAUGGAAGAACAAAGAGAAAUGGAAGAACAAAGGUGCCAAGAACUUGAGCAGAUGCAAAAAGAGCAAGAGAGAAGGCGUGAAGAAGAAAAGAGACAGUAUCUCCUUGAAGGAGAGACAUCUUUGAAAAUUGAAGAGCAAACAUGCCCCAAAGAGGAGAGAAGAGUGCUGGAGGCUGAAAAGAGGCAAGAGCUGGAGCAGCAGAGGCAGAAGGAGCUGGAGGAGCAACAGAGACAAGAGCUGGAGCAGCAGAAACUCCAGAAACAAGAGGAACAACAGAGACAAGAGAUGGAGAAGAAGAUGAUCCAGGAGCAAGAGGAGCAACAGAGAAAAGAGCUGGAGGAGCAGAAGCUCCAGGAACAAGAGGAGCAACAGAGACAGGAGCUGGAGGAGCAGAAACUCCAGGAACAAGAGGAGCAGCAGAUACGAGAGGUGGAGGAGCAGAAGCGCCAGGAACAAGAGGUGCAGCAGAUACAAGAGCUGGAGGAGCAGAAGCUCCAGGAACCAGAGGAACAGCGGAGAAGAGAGGUGGAGGAGCAGAAGCACCAGGAAUGGGAAGAGCAGAGAUGUCAGGAGGAGCAGAAGAGGAGGCAAGCGCUAGAGGAGCAGAAGCAUCAGGAAUGGGAAGAGCAGAGGUGCAAAGAGUUGGAAGAGAAACAGAGACAGGAGCUGGAAGAAUUAAGGCAACACAAGACUGAAAAACAGUGUCAAGAGGAAGAAGGAAGAAAUUGGCUGGAAAAACAAAAAGAACUCAGUGAACUACAUAAGGAAGAAAAACAGAGACAAGAGAUAGAAGAGCUUCAGGAAGCUGAAAUGAAACUGAAGCAGGAGAAAGAAGCUGAGAGUCUCAAACAACAGAAGAAACAGGAGGAACAAAGGCAGCAUAUGAAGGAGAAAGGAGAAAAGACAGAGAAGGAACAACCCCAGCAAUUAACGGAUACAAAAAAGAAAAAGGAAGAGCAGAGAAAACACAAGCUCACAAAACAAAUGCACAUGGAAAGUGCAGAGGAUGUGCUACAAGAUGAACUGAAGCAGCAAAAGGAACAAAAUGAACAAGAAUGGAACAAGCUGGAAGAGCAGAAGGUAGACACAGAAGGACAAUUUUUUCAGCAAAAUGAACGAGAAAAAUCCUUAGAACAGCAACAGAACAAGGAUCAGUUGUGUUCUGCAGUGGCUGAUCAGCAUCCGGUAGAGGAGAAACUCCAAGAAGGAUCAAGAUCCCAAAAUCUUAAACAGCCAGAAAAAGAUAAUAAAACAGCAGAAGUCCUAGCCCAGAAACUGAAGAGAGAAGUUGAGGCUCAAGAACAAAAGCGAAUAGGGGAAGAACUUAGAUGGCAAGAGGUAGAUGAAAGACAAACUUCAUCUAGACCUUUCACAUUUCAAGUGUCUUCUGGAGAUAAACAGAUCAUAUUUCAGAAAGUAAAUCUCAGUCCAGUCAUGCCCGUCAAAGCAGCAGGACUCUCUUCUCCACCCAUCAAAGACUGCAGGAUGCACACUUCCAGCAAGGGCUCUCACACACUCCCGUCAUCUGUCUGUGUACCCCACACAGCUAUUUUGGUUACUGGAGCACAGCUGUGUGGCACAGCAGUUAACCUGAACCAGAUAAAGGACACGGCUUGUAAAUCAUUACUUGGCUUAACGGAAGAGAGAAAAAAUGUGGAUAUUCCUUCACCAGAGAAGGCUCAGAAAAAAAAACAGGGCCCCAAACCCAGCAGCAGUAAAAUGAAAUAUGCACAAGAGACAUUGAACAACCAGGCUGUACUAGCUGAGUGGGCUUCUAUCCGCUCCAGGAUCCUAAAGAAUGCAGAAAAUGGCAAAUACAAUGAGAGAGACCGAGUAAGUGUCUGCAGACACAGUGAUGACUGGACACCCCGAGGGCGAGGUGGUCCUCAUGGUAACUUGAGGAAAACCCUCUCUGCAAAUGCAAAGUUCUCUAUAACACCAGCAUGGCAGAAAUUUUCAGAAGCCUCAAAACACAGUUCAGAUACUGAGAAUAUAAGUGUGGCAAAAGGCAAUGAAACAGGGGCUGUGGGAAGAACCACUGGCUCACCCGCUGAUUCGAGGGAGGGUGCAGCUUCCACUUUUAAGGAUAACUUAGCUGAAAAGGCUAAGGAGAAAAUGGAAACCCAUAGUGAAAAGACAGACAACACAGAAGGCUGUAAAUUUGCAAAAGAUCUUCCAUCUUUCCUUGUUCCAAGUUUUCCUCAUUCUCCGGGUAAAGAAUUACCCCAGGCAGAACUUUCUGGUGCUCUGGAAAAUCAGCAGAAUAGCAGCACAAAAAAGGCAGAUAAACCAGCACCAAAUGGAGAAGAAAAUGUUUCUCCAUUUGGGAUAAAGUUACGAAGGACGAACUACUCCCUGCGUUUCCAUUAUGAUCAACAAGCAGAACAAAGGAAAAAGAAAAGAUACAGUGCAGGAGAUAGUUUUGAUGGUGUGCCUGACCCGUUAGUUACAACAGAAGGUGAGAAAGAAUCCUCUGUUUUUAUUGCACAAGACAGUACAUCCCCUGGCACGGGGAGACCCCACGUCCCUGGUAUUUUAAAAGACUCAAAAGACUCUUCAGCUACUGUGGUGGAGAUGUCACAACCAGCAGGCACACCAGUGGUCCUACCAACCACCGGCCAGGGUGCUUUACCCCCUCAUGAGAAACCAGCAUGCAAGUCACUGGGCCCACAGAAACCUGCUUUAGCUCCAAAGCCCACCAGCCAGACACCACCAGCGUCUCCUCUCUCUAAAAUGAACAGAUCCAGCCUAGCUGAUACGCCAGGGCAAAGGCUGGUUAAAGCUGAAUCGGACGGUGGCUGGAGAAAAGAAGACAGAGCAAAUGCAGUGCACCAUCCCACACCAUCCAGUGAGUACAAAAACGAAGAGGAAGAAAUCAGAGAAAAGAAGUCGUUUUUCCCAUCUAUAAGUAUUCCAUGGAGAGAAAAAAAUGACAAAAAGCCUGAGCCAUUGAAAAAAGAAAAACCAGUCCUCCAGAGCAGGCACUCUUUAGAUGGCUCUAAAUUGAUGGAAAAAGUUGAAACUUCACAACCACUUUGGAUUACAUUAGCGCUGCAAAAGCAAAAGGGAUUUCGUGAGCAGCAAGCUACGAGGGAAGAGAGAAGACAAGCCAGAGAGGCGAAGCAAGCAGAAAAGCUGGCUAAAGAAAAUGCUGCUGGAAGUAAUCAGUCAGAUAAUAAAAGCAGCAGCAGCAGCAGCAAAACAAGCACACUGCAGAAAUCUACAACUCAAGAAGGGGAAAAGAAAAUUGAGACUGCUGUGUCAAGACUAGAAAGAAGGGAACAGCUAAAAAAGUCGAACACCCUUCCGACCUCUGUGACAGUGGAGAUUUCAGAUUCUGUUCCAUCAAACCCACUGACAAAGGAGGUGGCCAAGAGAUUCUCUACACCUGACACCAACCCCGUGUCAACAGAACCAGCCUGGCUUGCGUUAGCCAAGAGGAAAGCAAAAGCCUGGAGUGACUGUCCACAGAUCAUAAAGUAAACUGUAAAAUUCCAUCUCUCUUGCUGACUAUUAAUUGCUUUCUUUUUAUUUAUUUAGCUUUUUACACGAUAAAACUCAAGAUGCAUGCAUUGAAGGACUGAAAACUGAACUGAUUACCAUUUUGCUCUAGCUCACUGUAAAGUCUGCUCAAGUCAUAUAUUCCAUUGCCUUGACGAAUAGCUAAAUGAGGUCACGGCAAAAAUUUCAGAGCCAAACUCUAUAAAAAAUUUAAGAAUACUCAGAUCACAAAAAGGACCAGAACUUCAGUUCAGAAGCCGUGAGUAUUGUUUUGGCAUUUUAGAUCUCUGCAGUUAAGUGGAGAUCUCAGAAUUUAUUUUCAAUACUCCAUUGUUGAAAAUUAAGGCAAGAUGCAUGUUCCCUUCUCUUACUCUGAUUGCUUUAAGUGUUAAACUGUAUGAACUGUCAGUUCUACCUGCUGUUUGAAAGCUUCUUCCCUAAUGAAGAACUCCAGGAGAUAUCUUUCCAUCUGCAAAUGAUAAGUAGAAAACUAGUACCAUCCAAAUGUUGAGGUAACUUCUUUUCUCAUAGGAUUAAUGCACUACGUCUAUACUCCCUCACUCCUGGGAAGAAAAAAAUUCAUCCUACUUAACAAAAAAACCCAUUAUUUAAACAAAAGUCAGCAAGUUUUCAGAAAGAAGCCAGUGAGCCAUUGUUUCUUCUAGUCAUUUAAGUGCAUCACUGUUUGUGCUUGGCCAUAUUUAAGAUGCACAGUGAUUGCUGAUUACAACUUAAAAUCCAUCAACUGGAACUAAAAGAAGUGAAACUACUCCUGCGCUCACGUAACUGUAGAAUCAGUCCCAGUAAGUUCCCACAGGAGUAAGACUUGAAGUUAACUUAGAACUGAAAGCUAAGUCAGUGAGAGUCUCAAGAGUUUUAACUCUGCAUUCUUUCUGACUUUACUCCACAAGUAACUUCAGGUAGUUCAGAUGACUUCCUGUAUUUUGACCAAUACGGCCACAAACUUCAGAAAUAAGUUUACUUACCUACCCCAUCUCAAGUAUCUGAUGUGGCAGUUGAACACUUUAUUACUUCUUGUAACUAAAAUAGAAAUGCUCACCCCCUCCCUCUUACAAAAAGGGAUAAAGUCCACACUGUAAUAAAAAUAUUACUAUCCUCAACAUCUCACAGAAAUAGCUAGGAUUACCUUUUAAAAAGUCAGCCCAGUAAAUAGAUCUGUAAGACACCUAAGUUUGUUUUACAAGGAAGUCUUUAACAAAUUUGAAUGUCUCCCUUUUACAACCACAAGACUCAAAGGAACCUUUAAGCUUACAUCAUCAUAAAAGGAGACAUUUUCAUGAGAAGUUGCAUCAUUACAGACUGAUACCACAUAUGUUUCAUGGAAGCAUUUUAGCCAAACUGCUCUAUGCAGCAUGAGAAGUAGCACUUUAAAUCAUGCAGAAAACAGAAUGAAAUCUGCCAUAUCCUUCUCUUCCAAGAAUCGAAAAGGGCUUGUCAGCAAAAGCCAUUAUUGAAUACACCCUUUCCCACCAAACAGAAAACCACGGUUCACUAUCAUGGUUACAACAGCACAAACACAGUGGACGUGUUCGAUUGAGUAGAUGUGCAGCAGCAAGAUGGGGGUUUUUUGGGUCUCUUAAGCCAUCAGUUUUGCUCAGUUUCCUAUUUAAAACCAGAAUCUCUAAAGUAACUUUUUACCCUUAAUAUAAGUGUUUGAAGUGUCUUAUACAGAGAUGGGGCAAUGCUGCUCUCAAAUGCUUGGGGGAAAAAAAACCCAGAACACUUAGCGCCUUCAAAGUCAAAUCUCUGCCAGCUUAUCUGGAGAAAGAAUCAGGCCUAUAAUUAUUUUUGUUCUGCUAGCACCACGAAUUAGUGCUUAAGUUAAAUCUACACUUUUUUCGAGUUUAUAAGACUGCAGUAUGUAUUUGUAAUUACAAGAACUAAACUGCCUAAAAUCCAUCUUUAUGAUUAUUGGGAGAAGGAGCCAGGCAGAAAUAUAGAGAAGAUGAAGUAAAUCAGGAUUAAAGAAUUAAGGAUACUGGUAUUCUGAAAAGCAUAGCAAAAUUAGGUGCUAUCAUGCAUGACAUAAGGAUGCAAUUUUCCAAUACAGUAAAUUUAUAGCACAUUGAAUAGAACUUUCAUUAAGGAUGGUCUUAAUCUAAAGCUUCAAAGCAGAGGUUUUUUUUCAACCAUAAAGGUAUCUAGUGUAAUAAUGGAAACUGUAUUAUGUACAGUACUUGGUGGAAACAUUUCUAAAGUGUACAUGUUCAACAGUGACAUUUCAUGUUAAAUUAACAAAAAAUUGCACUAAAUACCAAUGAAGUGAAGUGUUACUUUGCUUUAGCUUUGUUGCAACCAUUUCUGAUAAAGUGUUGGAAAUCUGUAAAAAUAAAACCAAAACAUUACUACUGAGUUUAAAACAGCAAAAAUGUUUUAAGAACCGAACAAACCACUAUGUAGUAUAUUGUCUCAAUUUUUUGUAACUUAUACACACAAAAUACCAUUUCUUCUGAAAGGUUAUGUACAAUUAACCUCUAUGUUCAUAUAGUAAUGUAUAAAAACUAUAAGAUGUAUAAUUGUGGGGUAUUUGUUGUGUACUUUUUUAAUUUUUCAAAUGUUUUAAAGUGCAAUUGUUUAUUAUACUAAUGUCAUUUUAAUUCUUAUUAAACUAUAACCCAGUCAAAAUUA